AUGCCGUCCAUUCACCCCGCCAUUGAUAACGGUAUCAAGAAGGGUGACCCCAACUUUUCCGGGGGCAAGCUCUACUGCCAUUGCCCCUCCAAGAAGGUCGAAGUGACCCUUGCUAGCAACGUCGCACACAACCAUGCUUGCGGCUGCUCGAAAUGCUGGAAGCCCAAAGGCGCUCUCUUCUCCGUCGUUGGCGUCAUUCCCAAAGACGCCGUCUCCGUAACUGCCAACGGCGAUAAGCUACAUAUAAUCGACGAGUCCGCAGCCAUCCAACGCAAUGCCUGCAAGGAUUGUGGAGUCCAUCUCUUCGGCCGCAUCCUUAUCGAUCAUGCAUUCACCGGCUUAGACUUCGUACAUACUGAGCUCAGCGAUAAGGAAGGAUGGCAAGAGCCCCAAUUCGCGGCGUUCGUCAGCAGCAUCAUCGAGCAAGGCUUCAACCCGCAGGAAAUGGAUGCUGUAAGAGAGAAGUUCAGGAAAGAGGGACUGCAGACAUACGAUGUGCUGAGUCCGGCGUUGAUGGAUCUCAUCGCCACAUUUACUGCGAAGAAGAGUGGAAAGCUUUCAUCGAAGUUGUAG
Molecule: messenger RNA, 573 nt
Organism: Alternaria atra
Lineage: Eukaryota; Fungi; Ascomycota; Dothideomycetes; Pleosporales; Pleosporaceae
Exons: 1
Coding region: 1-573 (190 amino acids)
Biological process (GO): formaldehyde catabolic process
Molecular function (GO): S-(hydroxymethyl)glutathione synthase activity; zinc ion binding
Source: RefSeq, a predicted model, not a curated record